Molecule: messenger RNA, 1486 nt
Organism: Cylas formicarius (sweet potato weevil)
Lineage: Eukaryota; Metazoa; Arthropoda; Insecta; Coleoptera; Brentidae
Exons: 4
Coding region: 303-1409 (368 amino acids)
Biological process (GO): recombinational repair
Source: RefSeq, a predicted model, not a curated record
AACGUGAUGGUUUUCUAAUAGACAAUGGCAAGGUUUUUUUAUGAUGAAUAAAUGUUUUAAGAGCAUUCCUCGACUUUUAGUCCCAUACCACCCAAUCUGAUGAUAAGUUUCUAUCAUGCAUAAAUUAAUACUUCUAAAAUUUUGGCCUACUACUAGUAAUAAAGUUUACUCUCUUAGUAAACCUUUAGUUUAACGAGUUUGCGAAACUUACCGGUUCAAUGCAAAUGAAGGGAUUGUACGUGCACUUAAGUGAGGUUAUGUCAUUGAUAGUUUUUCAUGUAUGGUUAUGUUGAUAAAGGAAAAUGAGCGAAACUAAUUAUGACGGAAACAGUGAUCUAUUUUUAAAUGACCGUUAUAAUCCGCCUUCUAAAGAAAACACUUUGCCCAAAGACAGGUUUACUGAAGAAUGCGAACGCCACCCCGCAAAGAGAAUAAAAGUCGACGACCAUGGCUCGUCAGUUGAGCCAAAAUCAAAUGUAGGGCAGCCACUUACUUUAAAGAGGUGUGAUUCAGCCUCUAACGGCAUCAAAAGAAUAUUCCCUGGCCCUGCGGGCGUUAUAAGUGAUGACUUUGGUAGAGCUAAUGAUCCUAUGUUGUGUUCCCAACAAACGGCAAGAAUUUUUGAGGAUGGCCCUUGGAAAGAUAUGAGCAAGGAUUUCUACAUCAGUGACAAUGUAUAUCUGUUUAAUAAAUUUAAUAUAUCAUGGAUUAAAAAGCAAGCAGGUAUGAAUAAAUUUCUCGACCAGAAAGCCCCAUAUUUGGCAGGUAUCCUGCAAUCAUUAGAAGUUUCAGAAACGCAAUUGCGAAAAUCAGUUAACAUUACUUUAAAAGAUUUAACAGGGCAGAUCCAAGGUAUGAUCCAGCAAAGUCUUUAUGAGGAUUACUGCAACUUUUUCACCUUGGGUGCUGUUUUGGUACUUACACAAUUUGGCGUUCUCUCAUGUAAUUGCAACAAAUGUGACAACCAUCACUUAACAAUUACCUCCAACAGUUUGAGUGCCAUUUACAAUGGGAAACAAAAACUAGUGUUGAAAAAAAUUGACCCCCAGGAACUUUGCGCCUCUUUUUAUAAAAAUGUUAACGAACAAAUGAAGAUCGAUUCCAAAAAAAUAAGUGCCAAGUGCAGUACCUCUGCUGCGAUUUCAAGUAGUUGCCGCCAAAUGAAUAUGUGUAAUGUUCAGAUAAAUUCAGAGGCUAAAAAAUUUCAUUUUAAGAAAACGCCAAAAACCUUGGAGGCCAGUCUUCUAAUAGAAACAUUAUCGCCCGAAAAUAGUAAAAAAAAAGACUUGAAUUCAAUACCCGUGCCAAACUCUCAAAUAUCCCUCAAGGUUGACCGCAGCGAGCACAAAAAAAUAUGGGAUGGUAUACUGGAGGAUGUUGACCUAAGUGCUUUGUUUGAGGAUUUUUGAUUUCUUUUUGUAAAGAGGCAUUGCUCUUAAUAUGCAAAAUAUUUAUUUUGUAUAAAAAUAGAUUAUUUAUACAGUUA